AUGGACUUACCUUCGAUUGACGAUCCAGCUCCAGGAGUCCCUCGCAGUGUGGACUUACCUUCGAAUGAUGAUCCUGCUCCAGAAGUCCCAUGGACUUUACCUUCGAUUGACGAUCCAGCUCCAGGAGUCUCUCGCAGUGUGGACUUACCUUCGAAUGAUGAUCCUGCUCCAGAAGUCCCUCACAAUAUGGACUUGCCUUCGAUUGACGAUCCAGCUCCAGGAGUCUCUCGCAAUAAGGAGUUACCUCCAAAGGAUAAAGCUGCUCUAGGUGUAAGUACUCGUAAACGAAAAGCCAAAACAAGUAUCCGAUAUGUUGAUUACAUGUCUGAUGAAGAUUUUUCCACUUUAUUCUGUCUUGGUGAAGAGAAUGGCGCAGUUGAUUCUGACGAAUGGGUAGGAUCUGACACGUCAAACAGUGAUGAAGAAGAAGACCAGUCAAAUAAGAAAAAAACAGGAAAAAGAAGCGGAAAGAGUCAAGUAAGAAUAAAAACAGGGAAUUGCUUGAAAAUAAUACUGAAGAAAAUUUGGAUACAGAAAACGAGAACGUAA
Messenger RNA from Parnassius apollo (apollo), 549 nucleotides. The record is from the annotation of a GenBank genome assembly. NCBI's taxonomy places the organism in Eukaryota, Metazoa, Arthropoda, Insecta, Lepidoptera, Papilionidae.